UGGGAUUGUAGAAACAGUAAGCAAAAUUGUUCCUUUAACAAGCUGUGGGCACUUCUAUAGGGUACUACCUCAAGCUCUCUUCACAUGGUUGAAGUGAGAUUUUCUAAUUUCGCGUUAGAAUUGUUUACUGAUGGCCACAGCCAAUCUAAAGCCGUUGCAAUCUUUCUUUCAUUCCUGAAAUCUGGGCUCCCGUUUCUUGGGUCACUUACCGUUCAGGGAUGCCACUAGAAGAGCUUGAAAGGGUGGCACUCCAGCUCGAGGAGGGACAAAGGAUUUGAAUUUCCCGCCCUCCCCAUCUGGUGUCACCUCGUCGCAGACCGGGAGGGCCCCAGUUGGAGAGGAAAAUGUGCUGAUUUUUCUUGGAAACCUUUUUCAAAAUACCCGCGACUCCAAAAAUAAUCCCGAUGGGAAGGGCCUUGGUUGAGGAAAAGGAGUCAGUUACGGCUGGGCUAGGCCUGAGGCUGGGGGAGGGGAAAAAGCCGGGAAAAGGGGCAGCAGUUGACUGCCUAUUAAAAAGGUUGGGAAAAGUCUUUUCCUUUGGUUUAUGAGCACCGUAUGUAGGUGACAUACAACAGUGUGUCUGGAUGAAGAAGUAAAACUUGAAGUAGAAUUUCUCAAAAAGGACCACUUUUAAAAGAAAAUUUAAAUUUAAAUGAUCUUUUCCCAGCUCCCACACAAAUCAGCUGACCGCUAUAUGAGAAGCAUUUAUCUCAGCGUACAGAAAACAUAGUUGUGAAAGAGAAGCUUUUCUUAGAAGUUAAAAUUUUUGCUUUUUAGAUUAUAACUACCCCCCCCAUCCCGUAAAAAAAAAAUAUUGAACUCAAGCUGCAAUUUAAGAAUCACCCCCUGGAGGAGUGAGAUCUGGGAAAUAAUAUCUCAGCCUCUUCAAAAUGAUCUCCUGAGAUAAGAAUUAUUUUUUUCCCCAUCUUGUCUUUCAUAAUAUUUGCCUACUUGCUUGCUUCUAUCUUUCUUCUCUCCUCUCUCCCGCUUCUUCCUAAUAGUUGAUAUUUUACCUAAAACUAUACCCUUAAAUAAGAAGCCCAAACCAAAACCUGGGUCCCCUAAACUCAAAGCUAGGCCCUUUUGACAUCUAUACUGAUACCUGGCUGAUCUUUAACAAGCAAAAAGGAAAUUAAAAAUCAGAUUCCUGGACUCAGGGCUAGACUCCAAAACUAUGUGGGGAAUUGUGAGAAGCCAGAAAUAAAAUUCAUACAUCUCCCCAGCUGAUUCUGAUGAGGCACCAACUUGCUCAUUUAAGUGUUUUUAUGACGGCUGGUUUAGAAUCCUAGUUGAGAAUUCUAACAUGUGUCUCUCGGUCUUAAUAUAUGUUGAUUAUCUUUAUUCACUCAAAUGGAGACUUUGGUAUGACAGUGAUCUUUUUUUAAAAUAAACUUAUCCUGGGCAUUUUGGGUAUUGUUAUGAGACUCUAGAUCUUAUUUAAAUUUAUGGUUUUAAGAGACCUCCCCCCCUUCCCAGCCCCCUUCCCGCCUGGGAUAGGAGGGGCACUGCCUCAUUGUCAGGUGGGAGUGGCGUCCAAGUUUCUUGCUCAGCCUGUUUGACAUUGACAGGGAAGAGGUGCCUCAUUAUUGCUGUGUAGGGGGUGGAAGUCCAGGAUCCCCAUGUGGCCUCUGUAGGAGGGGGAACAAUUUUCUUCGGUUGGUGUAAUAAUUAAACUGAUACGGCAGUGAUGGGUUUCAGGGCAGGCCUUCCCAAGAUAUGCCACUUUGGCAUGCAGAGAAUUUAGAGCUGAAAGCAAUCAAGGCCCAAAAGAUGCAGGAAGAAACUCUGACCUUCCCCCUAAAUGCCUAAAAGAAUUUUAGAUAGAGAACCUGUUCCAGGAAGGCAGGUCUCACCCUAGAUAACUACAGUAUAAUUUGAACGAGGUGUGCAGACAGGGGGGAACCUAGGAAAGACUGUUCAUUAAAAUUUUUUUCUGGGUGCCAUUGUUUCUGUUUGGCCCAGCAAACAUUUGUUCACAAAACAUUUUCUUUUUUUCAUCUUCUUGUGAAUUGCCUUCCUACCCUUUGAAGUCCCAAGCCCGUAACCUCUUCUCUCAGAUGGCAUAAGCCUCAACUGCCUAACUUGUCCUUGGGUCUCAUUUUUCUUAUUGUGUCCGACCCACAAAUGAAAUGAAAUUUAAUUUUUUCCUGUUAAUUUGUCUCAUGUCAAUUUAAUUCUUAGACCAGCCAGAAGAACCUAGAAGGGUAGAGGAAAAUUUUUUCCUCCCCAGCGACCCCAAGGGCACACCAUGCCAUCACCUAGAACACUCUGGCACUAUUUAUUUAUGUAGAAUAAAUGCUAAAUGUACAUCUCUUUCGAGUUGUUAACCCUUCUAAUUCACAGUGAUUACUCUUCUCCAUGUGCUCUUAUAAUAUUUAUUGCUUAAAACCUUCAGUUUUGGAUGCAAAAAAUGCUGUACUAUUUAAACUUCAGGUAUACAACCCCCCCAGCUCCCCGCCCCCUGCCCUUUUCACAAGAGAGUAUGAAGUCUUCAAGGCAGCAUCUGAGAUACCUUUUUACAUCUGCAUCACGGGUUUUGAAACAUUUCAGACACUGAGCCAGUGUUGAUGUAUACUGCUGUUGUCCAUGGUGAAGAUAAUAAUAAAUAAUAAAAAGGAAGUGAAUAUUGUUAAGAGAAAACGUCAUAGGAGUCAAAAGACUUGAGAGAAGGUAAAAAAGAAACAGGAAAUGAGCAUCUUUACUCUCCUGCUUGGUUGCCUGGAUCAAAAUAUAGUUCUCUGACCGAGUUGGUUUAGAAGUAAUUUUCUCACACCCAGGCUCUUGUUCCUUUUACCAUCCUGUUAGUUAGUAGACUUUUAGGCUGGAGUCCUCAAAAAUUCCUAUAAUAGUAAUCCGCCUCCAUCUGGGCCCCAUCUAUUUCUAUUUCAUGGACCAUUAAAAGAAAAAACGGCAAGAUCUCCCUCGGUAAUUUAUCUUAAUUUUAUGUUCCUCAACAUGAGAGCGUAAGACCAAACACCCUGUAGUAAUAUUAAUAUAGUGUUUUAUAGUAGUAUACUGUAAUCUCAUUUUGAGUAUUUAUGUGCUGUAGGGUGUUUGUUCUCUCAUUCUUAGGAGUCCUUACGUGCUGCAAAAUUUUCACUCUAACUGCAAGAAGUUCAGUACGAUAUGGAGAAUGAUGGAGGAGUUUUCUAAAGUAAUUAGAAUCCUGUGUUGGCAGCCAAGUGAGAAAAGAGGGAGGGUAGGAAGGUUGAGAGUGGCACUGGGGAACGACGACAAAGUUUUUCAGACAGGAUUUUGUUGUCCUUGGUCCCAUUAACCUUGGCAAAGGCAAACAAACUGGGUCUCUCUCAGUUUCGCAAUCUCUAAAAUGAGGACAGUACUCACUCUACAUACCUCCCAGGUGACCCUGGAAGGCUUCAUAGGUAAGCUGUGAAUGAAACGGAAGACUUGCUGGAUCAUCCAGUUCUUGCCUUCAGUUUUCAUUGUUCAGAUAGUUUAAGACUUGGGCCGGGACAAAAAAUUUUUUGUUUCCUCUUCUCCCUCUUUCCUGUCAAAAGAGUUAAAGAGUUAGAAGAGUUAAAGUAACACUGGGCAUAGAAGUACCUACCUCUUAAAUAUUGUUUCUAAAUUGUGCUGCGUUUAUUCCUUUCCAAAAAUCAUGAGUCACAAUUUCAAUAGCAGAAAGUCAGAACAAUAAGAAUAAUCACUCCUGCUUCUGAUUGCAUUUAAGAACACUGCUUUGAAAAAACCAAAUAGACUCCAUUGUUAACAGUAUUAAAAGCCCACCAGACUGUAUGAGAUUGGAGCAAACAGGAAACUCACACUAGACGGAAGUCUUGUAUGCAAAUGAAGGAUGCAGGUUCUGAUUUCCUAUUGGUUCUUAAAUAGUAGCCAAUGGGACAAUAGCACAAGCCUACCUCUGGUUAAUAUAAAUAUUUCUCUCACCGCUGUGUUGUUUAUUGUUUGCUUUUUAUUUUGAAGGUUUUUGAGUUGUGGUCUGUUAUGUCUGGUCGUGGUAAACAGGGUGGCAAGGCUCGUGCUAAGGCUAAGACCCGCUCCUCGCGAGCUGGGCUCCAGUUCCCCGUAGGCCGGGUGCACCGCCUGCUCCGCAAGGGUAACUACUCCGAGCGUGUCGGUGCCGGGGCGCCGGUGUACCUGGCGGCGGUGCUGGAGUACCUAACGGCUGAGAUCCUGGAGCUGGCGGGCAACGCGGCCCGCGAUAACAAGAAGACGCGCAUCAUUCCGCGCCACCUGCAGCUGGCCAUCCGCAACGACGAGGAGCUUAACAAGUUGCUGGGGCGCGUGACCAUCGCUCAGGGCGGUGUCCUGCCCAACAUCCAGGCGGUACUGCUCCCCAAGAAGACUGAGAGCCACCACAAGGCCAAGGGCAAGUAAAGUGUUUAUUACUUUUGCACGGCAAUUUUGUUAUCCAUUAUCCAAAAGAAAAAAAAAGGUAACUUACAAAGGCUCUUAUCAGAGCCACCCACCUUUUUCGUUUAAAGAGCUGUCAUGCUUUUCAGUUCUGCCCAUAUGAGGGUUGUGACAUCAGGUGAAAAAUCACAGCUCAUAAGUGAGUGUCCCGAGGGAAGUCAGUAAAGAGUAUGUGCGAAAUGACUGUGAGGAAAGCCACACGAGUUUAAAUUGACCGGAUUAACUACAGGUGAAUCAGUUUAUAGUCAAACUACUUUCCUCUUUGUUGCAGCGGUGACUUUUGUAAAGUUUUUCGCACUGGAGUGAGGAAAGUAUGCUCACUUUCAGUAUAGUGAAAAGCACUGUAUUUAAAGUUAACCUUCAACAUUUUUUGUUGACUUAAAGGAACACCCAAAACCUCUGCAUCUAU
Molecule: messenger RNA, 4801 nt
Organism: Aethalodelphis obliquidens (Pacific white-sided dolphin)
Lineage: Eukaryota; Metazoa; Chordata; Mammalia; Artiodactyla; Delphinidae
Product: histone H2A type 1-B/E
Exons: 1
Coding region: 3964-4356 (130 amino acids)
Cellular component (GO): nucleosome
Molecular function (GO): protein heterodimerization activity; structural constituent of chromatin; DNA binding
Source: RefSeq, a predicted model, not a curated record